Adineta ricciae is the source of this 1797-nucleotide messenger RNA. Lineage: Eukaryota; Metazoa; Rotifera; Eurotatoria; Adinetida; Adinetidae. The record is from the annotation of a GenBank genome assembly.
AUGUCUUUACAAGAUACUCGCAAAUUAUCGUCUAUAUUGCGAUCAAUUGAAAUAAUUGAAAAUAAAGCAAAUGUGCUCUGUACUGAAUAUACAACAUCGAACAACGAAAUCGAUCACUUACAAUCGAUAUUGAUCGAUGACACGAAUACACAUUUGCAAAUCUUUUUUCAACAUCUCGAACGUUUAUUACAAAUUGACUUACGAAAUCGAAAAUCAUUACUCAAUACCCAGAGAAAUUAUUGGGAUUUCUUUCUUCGAGCACUCAAAGAAAGUAAAGGUCUGUAUGACACCGUACUCUACGUUCUCAAUACUCAAGAAGUUAAAACAUCGAUUGGUCGUGGCCGAUUAUUUCUCCGUUUUUGUUUACAAAAUCAUCGUCUAGGUGAUGUCAUACAGCAGAGUUUCAUGCUCACUAAAAUUGUUCAUCAAUUUUAUCACACGGACUGCUUUUGGUUGAAAUCAGUUUAUAUAAAUCGUAUUGUUCAAGCGUUAUAUCAAUUGAACGAUGUGGGUUUUGAUCUUCUUUCGAACUCGCAGUAUCAAUUGGAUGUUUGUUGGCCUACAGCAGAGUCUGUUGAUCUACGAUCAAAGCAUUUAUCCGAUGCGACUUCACGACUUCGUACCGAUAGUAUCUCAAGUUUCAUAUCAAUGGAUAGUAUUUCUUCUCAAUCGAUGAUAGCAUCAUCUUGUCCAAUGACAAUGUCGUGUUUGCAUAAUCUCGAAGCGUCAAUAAAUGAAGCGAAUUCACCUUAUUCAAUCUCAUCUAUGGAUGAAUAUCCAGAAAAUACAUUAAACUAUUGGAAAGAACGUUGCCAUCAACUGGAAGUUCAGUUGCAAUCGAAUUAUGAACAACCGUCAAUGGCCGAUGUGGAAGUCCAAUGUACUGUUGAUAAGCAUGAUGAAACAAGUCAAACAGCAGACGAUGAUGAUGAUAAUACUGUUGUUCCACAUGUUGAUGAGAAUCUCAAAUCUGAAAUUGAACUUUUGAAAAGCGAUAUUAAUGAUCUCAAUUUCCAACUUUCAACUAUGAUGAUUCAACAUACAUCAACCGAAAAUAAAAUGAAAGAUCGUGAACGUGAAGCAGCCAAGUAUCAAGCGCUACUAGAGACAAAGGAAAAAAUCGUCAAUGAAUUACAACGAAAACUUGAUGAACAAGGGAAACAUAUCAAAUCGAUUCAAGAACAACAUGCAGUUCAAACAGCUAAACAAGAGAAACGCAUUGACCAACUGGCAUGUGAAGUGCAGAAAACUGCAAAGUUACUUGAAAACGAACGAUUGACAUCCGAAAAAGAACGAAAUGAGCAUAGUAAAAUCCAAGAGCAACUAGAAGCUUCUAUUCAAGAGAAAACACUCGAUUUCGAAGAAAUGAAACGUCGAUUAGUGAAAGCAGUUCGUGAAAAAGCUGAUUUGUUCAAUUCAAUCUAUAACUAUGAAGUUAAACUUGAAGAAGAACAGUCAAAACAAUGGAUACACGAAGAUGAUGUGUCAAAAUGUACAAAAUGUGACACAGCAUUUGGAUGGACUCUACGAAAAUACCGUUGUCGUCAGUGUCAAGGACUCUUUUGUUAUUAUUGUUGCAAUCGUUGGCGACCAGGUGCUACAUCGAGUACUCAACAUCGUCUGUGCGAUUUCUGCUAUGAAAAAUAUGCUAAAGAAUCUCUCAUGUCCAAUUAUACAAUGCUGGAUGAUCCUGAGAAAGAAAAUGAACCAACAACUGAUGUUAAUCUCAAGUUCGAAGUACGAUCUGAACGAUUGAACUCAUCCGCAGAUACUUCUCCACUACCUGCAGAUCAUUAA